Fusarium falciforme is the source of this 459-nucleotide messenger RNA. RefSeq lists its product as hypothetical. The transcript has a single exon. The record is from RefSeq and is a predicted model, not a curated record. Lineage: Eukaryota; Fungi; Ascomycota; Sordariomycetes; Hypocreales; Nectriaceae. Bases 1 to 459 code for a protein of 152 amino acids.
AUGACAACAUGGGUCGUCUCACGGGCUAUCCAACGACUUGCCCAACGCCCUGAGAUGAUUGCCAAGUCAUUUAUAAGCUGCGGUAUUAGUGUGAGGCCCGACGGGAGCCAGGACCACCUCAUACACAUCAAAGACAUCGACGAGAUCGAUUUUACGGGUUGGGAGACUACUAAGGAGAUUAUCGUCAAGGAGGAAGAAGUUGUGAAUACCCUCACGGACUUUGAGGAGCUUAUGUUAGCUGGGGACGAAGACAACACCCCAGAGGACCUUUAUAUUGGUCUCAUGCAGCUAAAGAAGGAACAGCUGAAGACAAUGGCCAAGGGGCUUGGACUUUUAGUGGGUGGGAAUAAGGAUGAUAUUGUGAGACGGCUGAUGAGGAAAUAUACCGAUGGGACUACUGCCGAGGCCCCGAUUACAGUGGAGGAAGAGCCUGAAUCAUGUAUUGUAGUUAUACCUUAG